UACAUUGAUUGCGCCAAGCAAGCCAAUGUUCCCGCUCGCUGUUUUCUUUUUGACGUUUCCUUUGAACAUGCUCUGCAUAAUAAUAAGGUCAGUGAAUAUCUUAGUAGGCCCUAUGUAUAUGAAUAGGCGGAAACUCUUGCUAUUACGGACAUUUACUUACGGUUAGGAGGGAGUUCUAAACAACGGGUGUUUACGGUGUCCUGCACUGAUAGAGAAUAUUGUUUUGCAUGAACAUGAACAAUCAUUGGGUGGCUUCUUAAGCGGGGACGGUUUCCUGAAUAUGCCACUAUUUCCAAGAGAUCUCAUUUAAAUAUACCGUCACUAUGCAGGAGUACACCUUUACCUUGGAAGCGGGAUGUAAGGUAUGCCCGUACAGAAAUUAAACAACAUAACGUAACUGACUGACUACUAUAAUUUAUCUUGUUCCCCCCAUACUAUUCCUCCUCAGGUAUGUGAUAAGUUUUGGGAUCAUUACACGUUUCUGGGAACUGCCCGCCCACCCCUUCCUUAAGCCAUCAUUAACACUUACUUCUCACUUAGGGCAAAAUGUUGGCUUAGGGGAGGGGUAGGUGGACAGUUUCCCAGAGAGGUAUAAUUUUGCAUUUAUACCUUUUCAUGUAAUAUGUCAUGAACGAUGGAUUCGUGCUUGAUCACGGGGUCCAAGCAUCGAGAAACAGAUAAAAGCAGAGGCCAGAGGCUGAGCGCUUUCGUCUUUUUCGAGGUGUUUGGAACCCGUGACGAAGCACGAAGUCCGAUUUUUUGACAUGUCAUCUCAAAUGAAACAAUAAAAAUGCAAAAGCAAGUGUUUGAUCUCAAGAAAAACAUGUUUCAUCGCAGAUGAAAAUCUGGUGGAGUUUUAUGGGCGUUAUUACCUUUACUUCAUUUACCGAACACAGAUGACGUAACACAAACGAACAAAAACCAUGAAACAAUGCCCAACAGAGCGUUAUCUGUGUCCCGUACAAGACGUUUUGACUGUCGGUUUUAUCUGGUGUUUCAUUAGGUAUCAAGAUUCAUCCACCUGACCCAAAUAGUCGUCAUUUCUUGGCUUUUGACUGCAUGAAUAAUUGACGAGUGUGAGAACUCUUAAGGAACCUUUUUUUUGUUGUCAUCUUUUAUAGAUUCGCGAAAUAACGAAUAAGGACAGCACGUAUAAGCAUGUUGGACACUUGGCGUUUGUGAAAUAUAAGUAA
This is a messenger RNA of Porites evermanni, 1193 nucleotides long. The record is from the annotation of a GenBank genome assembly. NCBI's taxonomy places the organism in Eukaryota, Metazoa, Cnidaria, Anthozoa, Scleractinia, Poritidae.